AGAGCGCUCUGCCAAUAAUUCCACGUUUUGAGAUGUUUUUCUCAAAGCAGCAACUGAGUCUAUGUUGUGUUAGCCGAUAAAGCUAGCAAUGUUUACAGAACUCAACAGCAUCCUCAACACCUCUCCUGACUCCUUCAGCAGGGGGGAAUAUAUCCUGGUUUCAGAAACACACACUGACGCAUCUUUCCUUAUUCACCACUUCCUUUCGUUCUACCUGCGAUCGCGAUGCAGAGUGUGUUUUUUGGGCCUGGCGCAGUCAUUUUGCCACUACAGUGUAGUGGGUCAAAGACUAGGUGUCAGUUUAACACAAGCAAAAGAAAAAGGUCAGCUGGUUUUCUUGGAGGGAUUGAAAGAGUCGCUGUCUGUUCUAAUUCCACAAGAAAACAUCCCAGAAAGCGAAGCUAUGAACUUUCUCAGGAACCCUUCAGUCGGCCUGAAGAGUCUGUAUGAGUUUGUUUACUCCAGCGUGAUGGACUCAGGCUGCAUGGAGGAAGGGGGAGAGGAGUGGGGACCUCCUGUGUUGCUGGUGGACGACCUUAGCGUGCUGCUGAGUCUGGGCGUCCACGUUGGAGCCGUUUUGGACUUCAGCCAUUACUGCAGAGCCGCAGUCUGCUCCAAAUUACAGGGCAACAUGGUGAUGCUGGUGCGCUGUAAUGCAGAAGAAGAGGAGGAUGAAGCAGAUGAAGGAUCCAAGGCUCUCCUGAGGGGCCUGACCCACCAGUGUAGUCUUAAUCUUCAUGUUCAGGGUCUUCCCACUGGCUACUGCAAGGACAUACAUGGCCAGAUGGAAGUUUGUUGGAAGAGGAGACAAGGCGAUGUACCCCACUUGCAGACAAACCUAUUCCAGUACAAAGUUCAUGAUAAAGGAGCAUCCUUUUUUGCCCGUGGGAUGUCCAGCGCUGUUCUUUAACUCCACCUUUUUAUUCUCCAUGUACAAAUUUUUCAAGAUCACCAUACGUUAUAGAUUUGACUUUAGCAUUUGCUGGUUUGUAUUCUUUGCCUGGAGGAUGGUAUCAUCAAUCAACAAAUACUAUUGAUCCUGGUAUGUAUGUUUCUGGAGGAAUAAUUUAUUUAUUUUUUCUUAACAGCCUCACUAGUACUACAGGUUUGCUUUGGAAUAGUUAUUCACAAUGUUUUUUGAUUUGACUGUAAGGUGCUUUGCACUGCUGUCAAAACAAGAUGAUCCUGUUUAUCCUCUGCUAGUUUUUUUUUUUUUUUUUUUGCUGCAG
Messenger RNA from Cyprinodon tularosa, 1229 nucleotides. RefSeq names its product elongator acetyltransferase complex subunit 6 (gene elp6). The record is from RefSeq and is a predicted model, not a curated record. The transcript has 8 exons. Lineage: Eukaryota; Metazoa; Chordata; Actinopteri; Cyprinodontiformes; Cyprinodontidae. Gene Ontology annotation, biological process: tRNA wobble uridine modification. Gene Ontology annotation, cellular component: elongator holoenzyme complex. Bases 89 to 910 code for a protein of 273 amino acids.